UCAAAAGCUGCUCAUAGUUACACUGCUAGAAACAUGGGCUAAUUCCACUGACUUCUGCAGAGUAAUUCCAGCUUUACACUGGUGUAAACGCCAGCAGAGAUUGUCUCUGUACCUUCCCUGAGCAACGGGGAGAGACUCCGUGUGAUGGAGUGAAUUUAAUCUGGACAAAUUCGAGGGGCUCUAUGGUCUAUAUUUGUGUCUUGAAGGAACUCUAAGGGCACGUUUGUUGGGCUGGGUUUGUCUGAAGAAUUGUUACUUCGCAUUUCUUUCAUUGUGAUUGGGGCUGAUACAUUCACACCACUUAAGUAAUUUUGUCAAACAAAAGAAACUAGAUUAAACAAGACAAGACACUGCCCCUUUGCCAGUGGGCUGGGGCCCAUCCGCUCUGUGCACAUACCAGCUGCAGCUGAGGAGGGGGCAGAUACUCCCUAUCUAGCUGGGCUGUCAUUAAGGAUUAGUGGACUCAGAAGGAGCAGGUGUAACAAGGAGACCUGGGGGAACCUGCAAAGCCAGAGAGGCCUAGGAGAGAGGACGAAAAGGUAUCCAGUCUACAAGAGAUGGGGGACAGAAAGGAGAAAUGGCUGCACUGGAGCCAGCUCAGGUCCCAGUGACAUUUGAGGAUGUGGCUGUGUAUUUCUCUCGGGAGCAAUGGGGCCUUUUGGAUGAUACGCAGAGGGCCCUCUACAGGGACGUCAUGCAGGAGAAUUACCAGACUCUGGUCUCACUGCGAUCGUCCAUUCCCAAACCUGACGUGAUUUCCCAGAUGGAACGAGGGGAAGAGCCAUGGGUCCCAGACCUCCAGAGCGCCCAGGGAAGGCAGAUCCCGAGAGGCGCCCGAACAGCAGGGGAUGACGUCAUCGCCCAGAGGACUCCCGCAGGCGAUAAGCCGACCAUAUGCAGUGAGUGCGGGAAGAGCUUCAGAGGGAGCUCAAACCUCGUUCAGCAUCAGAGGAUCCACACGGGGGAGAGACCUUACGAAUGCACAGCCUGUGGGAAGAACUUCCGCCAGCGCUCGCACCUCCUCCAGCACUGGAAGAUCCACACGGGGGAGAGACCCUUUGAAUGCCCCGACUGCGGGAAGAGCUUCAGCGUGAGCUCCGCCCUCAUUAGGCACCAGAAAACCCACACGGGCGAGAGACCCUACGCAUGCGCCGAGUGCGGGAAGAGCUUCAGCGUGAGCUCCGCCCUCACUAGGCACCAGCGGAUCCACACGGGGGAGCGGCCCUACGUCUGCGCCGAGUGCGGGAAGAACUUCAGCGUGAGCUCCCACCUCGUGCAGCACCAGCGCAUCCACACGGGGGAGCGGCCCUACGUCUGCGCCGAGUGUGGCCGGAGCUUCAGCCAGAGCUCCCACCUCCUCCAGCAUCAGAGGGUCCACACGGGCGAGCGGCCCUACGAAUGCACCGAGUGCGGGAAGAACUUCAGCCAGAGCUCGGACCUCAUCAAACACCAGAGAACCCACUCGGGAGAGCGACCCUACGAAUGCCCUUGCUGCUUUAAAAGCUUCACCUGGAACUCAGUGCUCAUUAAACACCAGAGAGUGCACAUGGGACAGAGACCCUAUGAGUGUGGCCAGUGCGUGGAAAGCUUCGGCCCUCAUCGUCCCUCAGAGAAACCACACACGGCACAAACCCCACUGAUGGAGCAUCAGGACACGAGCCAGCGUAAUGCACUUGCUCUUAUGAGCAAGUCACUUCAACUCUCUGUGCUGAGUCUUCCACCUCUGCCUAAAGGAAAAUGGGAAUAAUGGGAUCUUGUUUAUAGGAGAGGGCUCUGCUCACCCACCACCAGCUGGGACUUUUCCUGGAAUUAUAGGGUUUGGGAGGUUUCUUUUCCUUUUACUAUAGAGUGGGUUGAGUGCUGUUUCUGGAAAUCCAGGUUUAGGAGGGUUUUCCAGUGAGUUUGGUUCCAGUUUCAGUAAAGUCUUUAUUUGUUGCUGUGGGUCCUUGGAAUUUGGGUUUGAAAUGUUAAAAAUUCUCAAUAAAAGUUUGCGUUAAGAUACCAUUGUCUUGGAAAUUUUGUUAGUUCUCAGAGUGCCAGAGGCUAAUUUCUCCAGAUCGAAUUAUUCCCACUUUUCGGUAUGCAGCCCAUUUGUCAGUAGUGCCUGUGAAUGUCCAGGAGACAGGUAUGUGAGACCCCAACGUGGUGACUCAGAGAAAUGUAGACUCUUCCAGCAGCAGAUCCACUCUUGCUCCCUGGUACCAACUCGAACUUUCGUCUCUCCUCUCCGGAUCAUAUUUAACUUCUUUCAACAAAGCACUUCAAAUGCUUCUGUCCCGUUGACAUUUGCUGAAUCAGAGUUUAAUUCCCUAAAUUCCAGGAUUGUCAGUUCGACAGUGGGAUUGUUCAUUCAGGGUGGGUUUUCAAAAGCACCAGAAAGUGUUAUUGGAUUUCAGUGGGAGCAGGGCACAUAAAUCACAUCUUAAUAAGGGUAGUUAGUCGGUGCAAGGUGGCAGCGAGGUUUGGGCUUCCUUCACAGAAGAGAGAUGGAUCGGAGCUACAUUUUUAAACCACUGCACAAAGAAUUACAUCCUCUUACUUGUUGAUACCGGUUGUUAUGCUUGUAAAUUUGGAGAUCAUUGUGAUGAGUCACAGAAUUCCUAUUAAUUAAUUAAACAAAACAAACCAAUUAAAAACCAAAACUAAAAACAAAUCAGUGGCCCUAGAAAAUAACCCUUGUCUACCCCAGUGGGAUGCAAUCUGGGGGACUGUGCUUGUGUGACUCCUCAGUAGACAAGGUAACACAGUUAGCCCAUGUUUUUAUGUCAAUAAAUAGACUAAGCCUUGGACACUCUGCACUUCCUGGGACAGUGCGUCUGAGAAUUGUUAUGUUGUAUCAAUACAAUGUCUGUUAUAGUGGGUGAACCUGAGGCUCUAGCCCAGAGCAGGUAUUAAUUUUGUAUCCUAUCUCACCUUCUCCAGAGCUCAUAAAGUAACAAUACAUCAGUAAACUGGUGGAGAUCAAUGGAGCUAUGUUGAUAUACACCAGCUAAGAAUCUGGCCCCAAACAUUUAGUAGCAACCAGGUGGAAUUUUAGACUAGGUUCAGAAAUCCUGAAAAUGCUUUUGAAAUGUCCCUAGUGAAAACAAUCCAGUGAGAUUUGGAGACAAGCCAUCAAAGCAAAAGAUACAAGCAUUUAACCCCUCAGGGGUUCAGGUGGGAUUUUCCAAUACAGCGUAUGGGGCUCAGUUUCUAGAUGUUGUAAUUCAAACUGAUUUCACAGUUUAAUUGCGCAUUUUCCCUAACAGAUUAAAUGUAGUUGUUGCAGAUGAGGAGAAAUAGAUUUUGCUUCUGCCGCAGGAUGUUGUACAUCUUUCUUUGUGUUGGAUUUUUUUCUUUUUUUAUGAAAGAGGCAGAAUAUGAUGAGAACCUCCCUGUAUCACCACUAAGACAGCCCCAAAGAAUCAGCAUAUAUCUGAAUGACUUGUA
Molecule: messenger RNA, 3429 nt
Organism: Mauremys reevesii (Reeves's turtle)
Lineage: Eukaryota; Metazoa; Chordata; Testudines; Geoemydidae
Product: zinc finger protein 436-like
Exons: 5
Coding region: 578-1747 (389 amino acids)
Biological process (GO): negative regulation of transcription by RNA polymerase II
Molecular function (GO): DNA-binding transcription repressor activity, RNA polymerase II-specific; RNA polymerase II cis-regulatory region sequence-specific DNA binding
Source: RefSeq, a predicted model, not a curated record